Messenger RNA from Ectocarpus sp. CCAP 1310/34, 2240 nucleotides. The record is from the annotation of a GenBank genome assembly. Lineage: Eukaryota; Phaeophyceae; Ectocarpales; Ectocarpaceae.
UGAUGUGCUUCAACGCGAGAGGGGACUGGGGACCAGCGGUCGAGCCACUACAUCGAGACAUAGAUCUUCGCAAACAACACCGCUGUGGAGUUGGCCCGUCCCUGGUUUGCGCAUGUGCUUUGCUCGAGCUCCGGAAGGCCUAUUCGUCGCGGUCUCCUCAGAGCCCAACUAUCGGGCUCGUGCCGUGCGCCAUUGGGGGUGCAUCGCUAGAUGAAUGGCAGAAAAAUUACGAAGGCAAAGUAGGUGAUUGUGAGCUACCUGCACGACACGGUGGGGUGCAGGGAAACCAGCCUUGGGGGUAUAAACCAGGCUCAAAAAAUUUGUUCGGAGCUAUGUCGGCGAGGGUCGACGAAGCAUUGAAGGCGGCGCCGGAAGGUAGCCAUCUUGGUGGCAUGCUCUGGUACCAGGGUGAAACAGAUGCGGCGAACGAGGACCGUGCUGAAACGUACGGCGAUCGCUUUCAGACGCUGAUCGAGGACGUCAGGGGCUUGGGAUAUCCGGAUCUGAACAUUUUCACGGUUGCUGUCACCGGCACGACAGCCCGACUUCCAUUCCUCCAACAGGUUCGAGAUGCGCAACUCUUUGCGGGUUCUUCGACGGGAAUCGCUGGCGUAUGGGUUACGGAUACCUUUGGCCUACCCAUGUUUCCUGAUGGAUUGCAUUUGGUGACCAAAGCACAGGUAGAACUGGGCGAACGUAUGGCUCUUCAGAUCUUCACCGCAACGGCAGCCAGUGCGCCAAGAAGGGAGAAUGCUCGAGCCGCAACAGAUGGCCCAACCAGAGAUUGGGCCAUAGAAGAUGCAAGGGUUCGCAAGGCCGAGAACGACUUGAGCUUCAUAGUUGCAGCGACGAAAUCCAAGAGCGCAAGCAAGGAUGGACCCAUUGCACAGGUGCAUUUCCGCUCCUUUGCGAAGCUUCUCUUUUUCCUCGAGCCUCGUCCUUCACCGGAUGACCGACUAUUGGUGCUCGGGUACGGCGCAGGAGUGUGCGCCUUGACGGCAGCUCUGCUCUACAAUCUGCGCCUGAUCCAAGGGAUAUGCACAGCGGAGGGAGGCAUCGACGAAGCGCACACUCUUUUUCCCGCAUACUCGGGCGGCACUCCCGCAGUCGCCAGUGGCUCAGAUGAGCAGGAAGGUCCAAAGUUGAGCCUAACGCCUCCUUCGAACAUCGACCUGCUUGAGGGCGACGUCGCUGAGGCACGCUGGGACGAUGCAACUCUCGUCUACGCCGCCUCUUGCAAUUUUGAUGAGAACGUCAUGUUGGACGUGGCAAGGCGAUGCCGUUUAUCAAAGGAUUGCAGGCGGGUGAUUACUCUAGGCAAGCCGCUGCCUGCAGUUCAGUUGCGGCAGGGGGAAAAGGGAGCGAUCGUGAACGGGGAGUUCAAAGUCUUGUGGCAGUGCCAGGUGGAGGGAUAUCGGGGUGGCACAACGGUGGCGUUUGUACACCACCGCGUAGAACGGGGAUGUUUGGAUGUGUUCUCGACAAUGGCCUGUUGUACGUUGUCACGGCCUUGUCCCUCCCUGCAUAAACCCUCUCGUUGCUGCAUGGUAUAUCCGUUGCUUUGGUGGCUACACGCGAAGCUGUCAUGCGGGUGCGGUCGGUGAUCCCACGUACACUAGACGUUCGAUAGGUUGGGUCCUGGUUGUGUUCGACUGGAGUUUUCGACAGCUCGUGUCAGCUACUCAAGAUUUUGUUUGUCUCACCUUGUUCUUUCUUCACUGUUGGGCAAGGGCUUUUUCGAGGGUGCCGACGCGCCUAUGCUGUGGUUGGCCUGUUAAGCGUGUAGGAUCAGGCUGGGCCAUGAGCGUCUUACCCAUUGCCAAUGCCUGACGGUAUUAACAUUUUUGUCAGGAUCGUUGAGCAGUACCGAAUCGCUUUGCUUCUAGAGCGGAGUCCACAUCAUCCGUCAAACGAUAUAUCACUAGACUGUGCAUAGACUGUUUACUUUUCUACGAAUCCGAAACGCACAUGAUCAUAGAUGUGGGGCGAAGAAACAAAAUGGCGGCUAGAAACACCGGCACUUGUAUCUAAGGUUAGGGUAACCCAGAAGGCAUCCCAAAUUCCCAGGGCUCGCCGGGGAUGCCCAGGGGGUCUUUAAGUAAGGUGCAAGUGGUGCACCCAGGGAUCGAGCUUAGGGUCUGUGCUGCUGGCACGGGAUAUUUUUCUCAUGAGUCUUCUUGCGCACCCCGUUUGGCGUCGUCUACACGGCAUGUAUGUGCAUCACGUCUCCACAAGGAGCC